Hibiscus syriacus is the source of this 551-nucleotide messenger RNA. Its product is annotated as protein indeterminate-domain 16-like. Gene Ontology annotation, cellular component: nucleus. The record is from RefSeq and is a predicted model, not a curated record. Gene Ontology annotation, biological process: gravitropism. The transcript is spliced from 2 exons. The coding region runs from base 37 to 516 and encodes 159 amino acids. NCBI's taxonomy places the organism in Eukaryota, Viridiplantae, Streptophyta, Magnoliopsida, Malvales, Malvaceae.
CUCCAUUAUUAUUAGCUCUCACUAUCUUUCUGAGAUAUGGAAGACGAAGACCAAAAGGAACUUCAACUUCUCCCUACUCCCCUCCCCAUUUCCUCUCGCUCCUCCGAUUCUUCUUCCCUAAGGUAUCGAUCCACGGCGGCGGCGGAUCAAUACGAAGGUCCUUCACUGGACUUGCAACUAUCCAUCAACUUGAGGCCAAUCCAACAACCAUCGAAUUGUGUCAUAAAAGGUCCAAUCUGCGACGCAACAGGAAGCGUGGAGUCGUUGAAAUGGAAAGCAGCGGAGCAAAUCCGGCAGGCGGCCAUCGAGAAAGCUUACGCGGAGCGAGUGAGGGAGCUGACGAAGAGGGAGAUGGAGAUGGCUCAGUCCGAGUUCUCUCGGGCGAGGAAUAUGUGGCAGAGGGCGAGGGAAGAAGUGGAGAAAGCGGAGAGAAUGAAAGAGAGAGCGACGAGGCAGAUUGAUUCUACGUGCAUGGAGAUUACUUGCCAGUCUUGCAGACAAAGGUUUAGGCCUUGAAAUUGAAUUUUUUUGCUUAGUGACCAAAAUAGAAA